Molecule: messenger RNA, 2381 nt
Organism: Lontra canadensis (Northern American river otter)
Lineage: Eukaryota; Metazoa; Chordata; Mammalia; Carnivora; Mustelidae
Gene: CAPS2
Product: calcyphosine 2
Exons: 18
Coding region: 273-2069 (598 amino acids)
Molecular function (GO): calcium ion binding
Source: RefSeq, a predicted model, not a curated record
AAUAUUUUAGUAGAAAACAGCUCAAAUUUUUCUCUUUUGGUUAAAAUCUGCAGAUUCAAAAAGUUCAGUGGACCCCAGGAAACAUGAGCAAUGUGAUACCAGGGCACAUCAGAUUGCUCCAAAUCAAGGAUAAAGAGAAAUUCUUAAAAGCCACCGAAGGAAAAAUGCAUAUGAUAUACAUGGGAACCAAGAAAAUGGUCCAGCAGAUUUCUCAUCACAAAUAAUGUAUGAGAAGAUAGAAGACGCUGUGUAUACUGCAGACGUGAACUUGAAUGGAUUUAGAGGUUAAAGGAAUUGCUGCUUCUCUUACAAAUCAAACUCAGCCGUUCUCUGGAAGAAAGAAGCUGCUGCAACAAGGACAGACUCCAAGAUCAUGGGCAAUCCAGAAUCUUAGUCUACCUGUGGUUCCACGACUUGAUUUGGGAAGCCUCGUUGACUCUGAUGAAGAGGAUGAUUUUUCACAUAUUCCACUUAGUACUGCGCAUAUUCAUUUUAACCCACCAAAUUCAUCUUCUGCUCUUAGUUGGGUCACACCAUGUCAGAUAUCACAUACCCAGCAUCAUCUAAAUGAACUGGAGCAAGACAUAAUACCUGAAAACUUGCCAGCACCAACAAGUAAAUAUAAACUAAAAUAUCAGCAAUAUAAAACUGAAAUGAAAGAGGGAUAUAAACAGUAUAGUCAGAGAAAUGCAGAAAAGACAAAAUCAAAGAUCACACAACAAUCUCCAAGAAAAAAGAUAGAUGACAAGUGUGUACAAGGUGAAGAAUCCAUCGUGGGUGGUCUUACCACUCUGGAUAGGAAAGCCCUCUUACAACAGGGUUAUGCAGAGAUCCCUUACAAUGCACAAAGUAGUAUGAAAAAAUCUGAUGCUGAAAUGGUGGCUGCAGAGAGGAAGAAACAGACUGUGGCAGAGCAAGUGAUGAUAGACCACUUAUCUAGGGCUGUAAUCAGUGAUCCUGAACAAAACCUACCCACUGAGAGACCAGAAAGCUCUCCUAUCUUUCUAGAUUCAAAGACAGCGCCUCUUCGAUUUAGGAAAAGAACACUACAUGAAACUAAGAUAAGAACCCAUUCUACAUUAACUGAAAAUAUGCUUUCUCAUAAAGUACAAUUUGAUGGUAGGAUCAUAUCAAGAAAUGGACAUGAUGCCUGCAGAGAGCUGGUUGGGUUCUUUUUUGCUCAUGACCAGUCCCUAACAAUUUAUGAAUAUCGGCAAUUUGGGAAAAAUAGAACAAGUGUGCUUCCUUUUAUUCAAAAAAACAUUUAUAAUCAUCAGUGUGGACGAAGAAAAGGAAAACAAUACCAACUUGGCGAUUUUUAUAUUGGUGCAAACUUGACAUUUUUGAGUUCCGAUCAUUCCAGUCUUCCAGAGAGCAUAAAAGAAAACACAUUACUUAUACUUCGGAUCACUAAUAUUGAUCAGAUAGCUUUGGAUUCUCUCAAAACUGAUUCUGUGGAGCCUGAGGAUAAUUUAACCAGUCAAGAAGCUAACGAUAGGCUUAUUUUAAAGGCUGUUCAAGAUGCGCUAAAAGAACAGCUACACAAAAGAGGUGUUCGUAUUUUGACUGGAUUGGCAAAAUAUCUUCAACAAUUGGACAAAGAAGGAACUGGACUUUUAGAUAAGGCAGAUUUUAAGCAAACUCUCCAAGUAUUUCACUUAGAAGUGUCUGAAAAUGAUUUUAAGUCUGCAUGGCAAAUUCUGAAUGGCAAUGACAGUGGCAAGGUUGAUUAUGGAGAAUUCAAACGUGCCAUUAUUGGUGAAAUGAACGAAUACAGGAAAUCGUUUGUUCGAAAGGCCUUCAUGAAAUUGGAUUUCAACAAAACUGGCUCUGUGCCUAUUACAAACAUAAGAAAAUGUUACUGUGCAAAGAAGCAUCCUCAAGUAAUUUCAGGCCAUUCCACAGAGGAAGAAAUCAAAUUAUCUUUUCUAGAAACAUUAAAAGAUGCCGGCAGCAAGUCUGAUGAAGUGACCUAUGGUGAAUUUGAAGAUUACUAUGAAGGUCUAAGUAUAGGGAUAGUACAUGAUGAAGAUUUUGUUAAUAUUAUACGUACUCCUUGGGGAAUUUAGUUUUUUAGAAUGAGUGUGUCUUCAGCACUGAGCCUUCUAAAGAUGAGGUGAAUUGAAUGUAAAAUGUGGUCAAACCCUGGAUUAUAUUUUUCUAGGACUUCUUUUGUUUUUUGUUUUUCUCAAACAGGUUGAGUCUGGUAGGAGGAAUCAGAAAAAGAGCUGAAGGGAGGUAUAUGUCUGGUCAUGUGCAUGUCUGAGUGUUUGCCUGACUCUAAGCGUGUAAAGCUCUAUCUUUCUGAUUCAUUACUUAUCUUGGAUAUGUUUUAAAGGUCAUUUUUAAAAAUUUUUAUUUUAUUUUAUUUGUGUGUGUGU